UAAUUAGCUUGCGAUAUCAUGGCGUCUGUGGUGUCCAAGAACUCGCCGCCGGCGAGGCACGAGGACGGCGUCGCGGCGCCGCCGGCGCUGGACAAGGACGCCGUGCUCCGCCGCAUCCGCCACCGGAGGCGGGCGAACCGCCUCCGCGAGUCGCUGCAGUCGCUUCUCCUGACGCAGCAGGCGGCGGCGCCGCCGCCGCCACCGCCGGAGACGGCCGACAAGGACGGCGAGCGACUCGCCUGGCUCGACGACGCCUUCUCGUCGCCGUAGCUACCCAGCUAGCUAGUAGCUCGUGCACUGCAGCAGCAUUGUCCGUUGAUUGUUGUAUAGAUCACAGAUCACAACCAUGAUGGAAUCAUGGUCAUGGAGGAUGAGGCAUGCAUGCAUGCAUAAUUGGAUAUGAUGCCCAUGCCUCCAUGGUGAUCACCAAGAAUAAUGGGAAGUAAUUAGCAACAUAAUUAUCAGGGGCUUAAUUCGUGGAUACUUUGUUUAUGCUUUUCUAGCUAGCUAGGAGUAUAUUUUUCUAUAUGGAUGAUGAAUGGAUGGUGGCAAUAUGGUGCAAGAAUUCAUGCUUGGUUAUGCUGGAUUUAUGGUUGGUGUAGUGCUCAAAGAUAAGCAAUCGAUGUCUAAUUGAUGUAAUUCGGUG
Oryza brachyantha (malo sina) is the source of this 646-nucleotide messenger RNA. RefSeq lists its product as uncharacterized. The transcript has a single exon. Bases 19 to 270 code for a protein of 83 amino acids. The record is from RefSeq and is a predicted model, not a curated record. Lineage: Eukaryota; Viridiplantae; Streptophyta; Magnoliopsida; Poales; Poaceae.